Molecule: messenger RNA, 1600 nt
Organism: Culicoides brevitarsis
Lineage: Eukaryota; Metazoa; Arthropoda; Insecta; Diptera; Ceratopogonidae
Product: probable cytochrome P450 28a5
Exons: 4
Coding region: 37-1548 (503 amino acids)
Molecular function (GO): heme binding; oxidoreductase activity, acting on paired donors, with incorporation or reduction of molecular oxygen; monooxygenase activity
Source: RefSeq, a predicted model, not a curated record
AACAAAGAAAAGACGUGAAAAGAAAAAAAUUUGAAAAUGUUGGUUAUUUUGGCACUUCUUGUCGUUUUGGGGAGUCUUGCUUACUAUUAUUUGACUCACAAUUAUGGAUAUUGGAAGAAACGAGGAAUUGCAGGUCCAAAACCAAAACUUUUCGUGGGAACUUUGCCGAGCACUUAUAACAAAAGUGUUCACUUGAUCGAUGAAUUGGACGAAAUUUAUAAAACAUACAAGGGCAAAGAGAGUGUUGUUGGAAUUUAUCGCGGAGUCGUCCCAGAAUUGCUGAUUUUGGAUCCCGAAAUCGCCAAGAGCUGCAUGACGACACAUUUCAAGCAUUUUGGGAAUCCUGGAAAUGUAAUAGGAAAUGUCGAUAAAGAAAUUGAUCCAUUAGGAGGUCGAAAUCCAUUUUUCUUGAAAGGCGAGGAAUGGAAAGAAAAGCGCGCGGAAAUUUUACCUGCUUUUUCCAGCGGAAGAAUUAAGGCACUUUUUCCCGUUAUGCAAGCAGUUGCUGACAACAUGAAACAAUACAUCGAAACUCAAAUGGAAACAAAUGAAGAUAUUGAAACACGUGAAUUGUGUGCCAAAUACACAACAGAUGUCGUUUGCAAUUCAAUCUACGGCGUUGAUUCGGGAGCAUUUUCCGGACAAAAAUCUGAAUUACGAGACAUCGCUCGAAACGUUUUUAACUUCCCUUGGUACUUUUACGUGGUUCUUGCUUUGUCGCCCACAUUUCCCAACAUCGCAAAAUUGUUCAGAUUCCGUUUUGUUCCUGAAAAAUAUGCAAAAUUUUUAACAGAUUUACUCCAACAAACCAUCAAAUAUCGCAAAGACACAAAAUUGGAACGUCAGGAUUUCGUCGAUUUUCUCAUUCAUUUGCAAGAAAAGAAGGGAAUAAGUGACGUAGAGACAGCUGCUCACACUAUAACUUUCUUCUUCGAUGGCAUUGAGACUUCUAGCAUCACUUUGUCUUUCGUACUGUACGAAUUGGCGAAAAAUAAGCAAUUUCAAUACAAAUUACGGGAAUUAUUGAACGAAGUUAAGAAAGAAGACGGCACUUUUGACUACGAAUCUGUUGUAGAUCACGCAUUUUUGGAUCAAGUUGUCAUGGAAACGAUGCGCGUUCAUCCUGUGGUGCCGCAAUUGACUCGCGAAUGCACCGAAACAUUCGAAAUGGAGUUGCCGGAAGGCAAAAAAGUGACAAUUGAUAAGGGCAUGAACAUUGGAUGGCCUCUUGCAAACAUUUUUACAGAUCCGGAGUAUUAUGGACCGACUGCUGAUCAAUUCGAUCCGGAACGCUUCAAUGAGGAAAAUGGCGGAAUGAAGCAAUAUAAGGAUAAAGGAGUUCUUUGUCCAUUCGGUGAUGGUCCUCGUAUCUGUUUGGGACAGCGAUUUGCCCAAACUCAGAUCAAAUGUUGCAUCGCUCAUAUUGUGACGAGUUUUGAUAUUUCUUUGAGUCCAAAUAUGCCGGAGAAGCCUGAAUAUAAUCCAAUGCAUAUACUUUUGUCCUACAAAGGAGGAAUUUUCUUGAAAUUUAAAGCGAUAAAACAUUAAUUUGAUGUUUGUGACGUAAUUUCAGUGAAAUAAAUGUUCUUUUUUGUUAAAA